AUGCACCAAAGCCCGGUGGUUAGUCUAUUCAGAAAGAACAAGAAGGUAGAGAAGGUAAUUAGUGGUGGUAGUAGUGUAGGUGGGGGUGUGGGUGACGGUUUAAGUGGAAGUGUAUCUCACAAUCAGGUAAGUAAUGGUAAUGAAAAUAUGUCGGUGGAAAAGCAUCCUAUUUUGAAGAGGAUGCCCAAAUUCAUGUUACCAUAUACUAAAAAUUUUAUCCAUGCACCGGUAUCGCACGUCACAGCAUUUUUAAUACUUCAUGAGUUAUCGGCGAUCGUGCCUUUGGUUGGGAUCUGGUACGUGUUCCACAAGUACCAGUGGUCGAUUCCGUUGGACCUCCCAUCAUGGGCCAUCGACAAGGGGACGCACAUAAUCGACAAAUCAAUGGCUCAAUUUGAUUUCCGAAACUUCUCAUUCCAGGAGAAGGCUAACUUUAUCAUGGAGGGGGCAUAUGCAUAUGUUAUUGUCAAAGGGUUGUUUCCCGUGAGAAUCAUAUUCAGUGUUUUGUCCAUGCCUUGGUUUGCAAAGUAUUUCGUCAUCCCGUUCACACGUAUGUUCAGCUUCAGAAAGAAGAAACAGCCUAAAGUACCAGAGGUUGAGUCGAAAAAGGAAGGAAGUGAGAUCACCCAGAAGAAAGUGACCAAACCAAGAUUGUAA
This is a messenger RNA of Debaryomyces hansenii CBS767, 657 nucleotides long. RefSeq lists its product as uncharacterized. The record is from RefSeq and is a predicted model, not a curated record. The transcript has a single exon. Gene Ontology annotation, cellular component: mitochondrion. Bases 1 to 657 code for a protein of 218 amino acids. Lineage: Eukaryota; Fungi; Ascomycota; Pichiomycetes; Serinales; Debaryomycetaceae.